AUGGCGCUACUGGUCCAGCAGAAGCGCUGCACAGCGCGUUCCAAGAUGGCAUCUUCCAUGGAAUCCGCACGCCGUCGUCCUCGUGCACCGUACCUGACUGACGAAGAAAUUCAGGCCCUACUGCAAGAAAGUGACGCUGAUCUUACAGACUCAGAGGACACCGAUGCUGUUGCCAAUGGUGUGGACGGCCGUGGUGAUACAGAACCUGAGAGUGAUGAUAGUGACGACAGCCAAGACGAUCAAAGUGACCAAAGGCCACCAGCAAUGACUCCGCCAAGGUGGAGGAGCAAAGCAUUUUCCGGCAUUACCAUCAGAGAAGAGGAGGAAAUACCAAGCAGCCAGGCGCGCCAGGAGCCAGACACACCAUUGAAAUAUUUUCUUAGAUACUUUCAAGAGGACUUCUGGGAGGAAUUAGCAUACCAGACAAAUCUAUAUUCCGUUCAGGAAAAGGGGGGGAGGUUAAUUCAAACGGAUUCAAGAGAGUUGAAGAUGUUUGUUGGUAUCCACAUUGCCAUGGGUGUACUGAAGCUCCCAAGAGUUCGGCUCUACUGGUCCCAAGCGCUAGGUGUUGAUCUAAUUGCACAAGCAAUGUCAAGAAACAGGUUCUUUGAACUGAGAAGCAACAUUCACUUUGUUGACAAGGUGUCGGUAACCACAAAACAAAAGGAAGAAAACAGGCUCUUUCUAGUAGAGCCUAUUGUGAACUCGUUCAGAAAUGCUUGCUUGGAGCUGCCCCGAUCUCGUGAACUAUCAAUCGAUGAGCAGAUGAUUCCGUUCUCGGGGAGAUGUCCCGUGCGGCAGUGUGUGCCUUCCAAGCCAAAUCCUGUCGGCCUUAAAAAUUUUAUAAUGGCAUCUCCGGAUGGCUUGGUUCUGGACUUUGCCAUCUAUGUUGGCAAGGGCACAGUGUCUGAUGAUGACAUGCGAGAGUUCGGACCUGGGGGAAGCGUCGUCAAGAAGCUUCUGGAAACACUAAGGAGGGACCGAGAGACUUUCGUGUUCACUGACAUGUAUUUCACGGGCCUGAAGAUAGCUGAGCACCUCAUUGAAAAAAAAUGUUUUUAUGACCGGCACAGUGAUGGCCAACCGUACUCGUGGCAUUGCAGGGACAAUGCCGCCUGA
Messenger RNA from Ixodes scapularis (black-legged tick), 1119 nucleotides. RefSeq lists its product as uncharacterized. NCBI's taxonomy places the organism in Eukaryota, Metazoa, Arthropoda, Arachnida, Ixodida, Ixodidae. The record is from RefSeq and is a predicted model, not a curated record. The coding region runs from base 1 to 1119 and encodes 372 amino acids. The transcript has 3 exons.